Molecule: messenger RNA, 210 nt
Organism: Didymodactylos carnosus
Lineage: Eukaryota; Metazoa; Rotifera; Eurotatoria; Philodinida; Philodinidae
Source: the annotation of a GenBank genome assembly
AUGAAACUUGAGGUGAGAAUUCAAAAUACGAGAAACGAGUUGAAAAAAAUAGGCAAGGAUGAUGCAAAAGAAGCGGGUCUCUCAGCGAUUGCAGAUAAGAUGCAUCAAGAAGAUGUUAAAGCGGAAGAGCAUCGUCAGCGAUAUAUUCAAGAAUGCGCCGAAAUGGAAGGGGCAAAUGCAGCUCGUAAUCAACAGCAAAUGCGAGAAUGA